This is a messenger RNA of Fusarium verticillioides 7600, 1676 nucleotides long. RefSeq lists its product as hypothetical. NCBI's taxonomy places the organism in Eukaryota, Fungi, Ascomycota, Sordariomycetes, Hypocreales, Nectriaceae. Gene Ontology annotation, cellular component: membrane. Gene Ontology annotation, molecular function: transmembrane transporter activity. The transcript is spliced from 3 exons. Gene Ontology annotation, biological process: transmembrane transport. The record is from RefSeq and is a predicted model, not a curated record. Bases 90 to 1616 code for a protein of 508 amino acids.
GAAUUUUUUUAAAUAUUCCAGAGGACCCCAAGUGUCGAUCAUUUCUCAACUCCUCUUUUUACUUUUAAACCGUCUUUGAAGCAACAAAGAUGUCGACCCCAGCUAAUGAUUUUGCGGAUGAGGAGAGGCAGAAUGUCGAGUAUGCAGAGUCGACGUCGUGGUUGGCCAAGGUCCAUCCUUAUUUCAAGAAUCCGGCUCAUGUUCUGGUGCUCAAGCUUGACUGCUUGUUGCUGGUAUGGGCGUUCAUCGCUGGCCUUUUCAAGGAUAUGGAUCAAUCUGCGACUACAGCUGCAUAUGUCUCAGGAAUGAAAGAAGAUCUCAAACUAUACGGUAAUGAAUUGGUAGAGUUCACGACAUAUUUCUCCAUCGGUUACGCUCUCUUUAUCGUUCCAUCACAACUCAUCCAAACUCGCGUUCGACCAUCUCUCUUCCUACCACUAUGCGAAAUCAUCUGGGGUUUAUUCACGCUCUUCACCUACAGGGCUCCAAAUGCAAAGACCGUCUUUGCACUGAGAUUCUUCCUCGGAGUUUUUGAGUCCACGUCAUGGCCUGGUAUCGUGAACUUGAUCUUCAAUUGGUACCGUCCUGAGGAGUUGGGAAAGCGACUGGCGAUCUUUGGCGUCAGUGGCGUCGCGGGAAACAUGUUUCUCGGCAUCGUUCAAGCCGCCCUCUACCGAAACCUCAACGGCGUGUCUGGUCUUGCUGGUUGGCAAUGGCUCUUCAUCAUCAGCGGUAUAAUGACUAUUUUCUGGGGUCUCGUCGGUCUUGCCAUCAUACCAGACUCACCUGCUAUCACUCGAGCUCUUUGGCUCUCGGAAUCCGAGAGAGAGCUGUGUCGACUUCGAAUGAGUGAGAGCGGCGUCAAAACCUCCAGAAUCAUCCCCUUCAGGACUCUAGUUCAAAAAAUGAAACUCCUCGUCCUUAGUCCCCUAUCUUAUAUGUUUCUUGCAGGCUAUCUACAAUUCGCCUGGAGCCAGCGCGCAAACGCCUACUUUCUUCUCUUCCUCAAAGGUCUCCAAAAUGCUGACGGAACACCCCGCUACUCAGUCUAUACCGUCAACCUUAUCCCACUUGGUGGCUACGCUAUAAGCAUAGUCUGCAACAUUGGCCUCAACGCACUCAGUGAUUGGAAGGCCUGGCGCUGGCAAGUCAGUGUUGGCGCCGCCACUUUACAGCUCAUCGCAACCUCGGUUCUCUCCGGCUGGCCCGAUUCGUGGAAGACCAUCAUGGCUUUCUAUUUUCUCACUUUUGCUACGGCCGCUUGGGGCUAUGCUCUUCUUGCGUGGUUGGCGGAGAUAUUGAGGAAAGAGCCGGAGGUGAGAUCUAUCUUGGUGGCUAUCGCUGUUACGCUUGUUUAUGCUGGACAUGCUUCUAUCCCACUUCGGGCUUGGCGGGUUAGUGAUUCACCUAGAUAUCCGGUUGGGUUCCCGCUGGCUGCUGCAUUUAGUGUUGGGAGUAUUGUGGCUAUUAUGGGGAUGUGGUUUUACAUACGGAAAUACCCUGAUAUAGUUACUUGGGGACUGGAUCCUGAAGGUGCUCGGGUGCAUGACGAGGAGGAGAGCAUUCCAAGAGAUGAUGACCAGAAGACACCUGUCGAGAGAAGUAACCGACUGUAGGUUAUGGGAAUAGCCACCAAACCAUCAUGUAAGCGACGCACAGUGUCAAUUCAAUCUACC